Fusarium musae is the source of this 1104-nucleotide messenger RNA. RefSeq lists its product as uncharacterized. NCBI's taxonomy places the organism in Eukaryota, Fungi, Ascomycota, Sordariomycetes, Hypocreales, Nectriaceae. The transcript has 4 exons. The record is from RefSeq and is a predicted model, not a curated record. Gene Ontology annotation, molecular function: metal ion binding. The coding region runs from base 1 to 1104 and encodes 367 amino acids.
AUGGACGGCAAUGGCCUUAUUUUCGACAAUCGAUUUAUCAAGCAAGGCCGCGAAGGUGGUAAGCAGGCGGCGCAUGCUCUACUUCUCUCGGUAGCGAGGCUUUGUCCUAGCCUGCCAUCGUCGUUCGAAAUUUUCUGCGACGUUCUAGUCAACAUUGCCGAGAUGGGCCGGGCCCUGGUGAAUGAUGGCAGCAUUGAUGACCCAAGUCUUUUUCAUGAAUUUGCUAUCGGCUUUACAGAGUCCAAGUCUUCUUUCAACUUUAUUGAUAUUGGCUUGAGUAAAGGAACACUGGUUCGCAAGAUCCAAGGCAUCGGCCAUGGUGCCCAAUAUGCUCCUUUUCUGCGCACAGUCAACGAGGCCGGGGAUGGCAGAAUGUGUGUCUCCGUAAUUCUGGGAGAACCUAUAGUACGCGAAAUCGAGGCCUGUGGCAACACUGUUCAUGCGCUUGACGGCAACAUCUUUCGCACGACCAAACUCGUUGAUAAGACUUUGAUAGAGAAACCGAGUGUCCAGCUUACCGAGGCGACUAAACCCCAGGGUUCACCGGUAGCUCGCGCUGCAACGACACAAGCAGUACUGACGCCCGCCACGAGUACUUCGUCCAUGUCGCCUCCACAAACUUCCUGGGCCAAGAUUACGAAAAGCGCCACUCCCCCUCCCAAACUUACCAUGCCUCUACCUCCCAAACAGGACAAGACCAAGCUUGCGAGUAAGGUACCUCCUCAGCCAGCUUGGAGCCCUGGACCUCGGGGCCGUGAUCCUCCCAUCACAGUUGGUAUUCCAGCCAUGGAAGACAUAAAGCGUCGUGAGGACUCCGACAAACUUUGCAACAACCACUUUCUCCGUGGUCCCUGUACCAGAAUAGGUGCUUGUACUUUCAACCAUACGUUCAAGCCGACAAAAGAGCAGUUAAAGGCACUCGCAAUGCUCGCCCGGCAGAAUCCCUGCAUCAACGGACAAGAUUGCGAUGUCGACGACUGCAUAUAUGGACACAACUGCCCAAAUGUAACGAAUGGUGUGUGCACUCGGUCGCAUUGCAGAUUUAAGGUCGACGGCCAUCCACCAAAUACCAAGUUUACCAACAGCAAGAUACACGAGAACUAG